AUGAAAGCAGCUCAGCUUUCAGGAACUGACUGGACAUCAUGUCUCGGGCACGGCAGCCCCCCCUUGUCACUGGCAUCUCUCCCAAUGAAGGCAUCUCAUGGACAAAAGUGACAAUUAGAGGAGAAAAUUUGGGGACUGGGCCUACAGACCUCAUAGGUUUAACAAUCUGUGGUCACAACUGUCUGCUAACUGCUGAGUGGAUGUCUGCCAGUAAAAUCGUGUGUCGAGUCGGACAGGCCAAAAAUGACAAGGGAGACAUCAUUGUUACUACAAAGUCUGGUGGCAAAGGAACUUCAACUGUUUCCUUCAAACUGCUUAAACCUGAAAAAAUAGGUAUCUUGGAUCAGUCUGCUGUCUGGGUGGAGGAGAUGAACUACUACGACAUGCGCACGGACAGGAACAAAGGGAUCCCCCCCUUGUCCCUGCGCCCAGCCAACCCCCUCGGCAUCGAGAUAGACAAAGGCAGGUUUCCUCAGAAAGACUUAGAGGCACUGUUUCCUGGGAUGAGUGCUGAUUUCACCAGUGAAAACUUUUCUGCUGCCUGGUACCUGAUUGAGAAUCACUCAACAACAAGUUUUGAUCAGCUCAAAACGGCUGUUGUGAAUUUGAAGAAACAAGCCAAUAAGAAAAAUGAGGGGAGCCUGGCUUACGUGAAGGGAGGUCUCAGCACGUUUUUUGAAGCACAGGAUGCUCUGUCAGCAAUCCAUCAAAAACUGGAAGCGGACGGAACGGAAAAAGUAGAAGGAUCCAUGACGCAAAAACUGGAGAAUGUACUGAACAGAGCCAGUAACACAGCAGAUACCUUGUUCCAGGAGGUGCUGGGCCGCAAGGACAAAGCUGAUUCCACGAGAAACGCACUUAAUGUUCUCCAGCGCUUUAAAUUCCUUUUCAACCUGCCCCUGAAUAUUGAAAGAAACAUCCAGAAGGGUGAUUAUGAUGUGGUUAUUAAUGACUACGAGAAAGCCAAGUCACUCUUUGGAAAGACAGAGGUUCAAGUGUUCAAAAAAUAUUAUGCUGAAGUUGAAACCAGAAUUGAAGCUCUGAGAGAACUUCUGCUGGAGAAGCUGCUUGAAACUCCGUCGACGCUGCACGAUCAGAAGCGUUACAUCAGAUAUCUUUCUGAUCUUCAUGCGCCUGGGGACCCUGCUUGGCAGUGCAUUGGUGCUCAACAUCAGUGGAUUCUGCAGCUCAUGCACAACUGUAAGGAGAGCUAUGUGAAGGAACAAAAAGGCAACCCGUUGCUCCACAGCCCCAUGCUGGACCUUGAGGGGGAUGUGCGGCCCUCGCCCAUCGGCCACCUCCCUCAGACUGCCUCACUGAAAAGGGGCAGCAGCUUCCAGUCUGGCCGUGAUGAUGCUUGGCGACAAAAAGCUCCUCAGCAAGUCGUUUUUGUUGAAAAGUUGACAAAACUUGUUGUAAGCCAGCUGCCCAACUUCUGGAAGCUCUGGAUUUCCUAUGUGAAUGGCAGCUUGUUCAGCGAGACUGCUGAAAAAUCUGGCCAAAUGGAAAGGUCAAAGAAGAAUGCUAGACAAAGACAAAAUGAUUUCAAGAAAAUGAUUCAGGAAGUGAUGCACUCUCUGGUAAAACUUAUCCGUGGAGCUUUGCUUCCCUUCAGCCUCAGAGAAGGAGAAUCAAGACAGUAUGGUGGCUGGGAGAUGAAAUCUGAACUUUCUGGCCAGUGGCUAACACAUGUUAUCCAGACUGUAAGGUAA
Molecule: messenger RNA, 1712 nt
Organism: Merops nubicus (carmine bee-eater)
Lineage: Eukaryota; Metazoa; Chordata; Aves; Coraciiformes; Meropidae
Gene: EXOC2
Product: exocyst complex component 2
Exons: 14
Coding region: 39-1712 (557 amino acids)
Biological process (GO): exocytosis; Golgi to plasma membrane transport
Cellular component (GO): exocyst
Source: RefSeq, a predicted model, not a curated record